UUUCUUCUUCACCUACAAUAAUAUCACCUCUCUCUCUCUCUCUAGCUUUCUCUUUCAUUAUCUGGGUCUGUAUUAGUUUCUUAAAUUCUUCUUCAGUCGAUCGGGUUCUAUCUUAAUUUCAAUUUUUUUUCUGUGUAUCUGUCAAUUUGUUGUGAAAGAUUGUAGAACAAAAAACAAAAAAAUCUAGUCGAAGUUUAGAGUUUUAUUCUUUUGAUUAAAUUAGUAAAAAAUUUGGAUAUUAGUUUCAGAUCAAGGUGGAAAAUUCUGUAGAAAUGGAAGAAGUUCCAAUACUGAUUAAUCAAGCAGCUGAAGACUGUAUUGAUUUACCACCUGGUUUUAGAUUUCAUCCAACAGAUGAAGAAAUUAUCACUCACUACCUCUCCAAGAAGGUUCUUAACAUCAAAUUCUCUGCUACAGCUAUUGGUGAAGUUGAUUUGAAUAAGUGCGAGCCUUGGGAUUUACCUAAUAAAGCGAAGAUGGGAGAAAAGGAAUGGUACUUCUUUUGUCAAAGAGAUAGAAAAUAUCCCACAGGGAUGAGAACCAACAGAGCAACAGUAGCUGGUUACUGGAAAGCAACAGGAAAAGAUAAGGAGAUUUACAAAGGGAAAGGGUGUCUUGUUGGGAUGAAGAAAACUCUAGUUUUCUACACCGGCAGAGCACCUAAAGGAGAGAAAACUAAUUGGGUCAUGCAUGAAUUCAGAUUGGACGGAAAGUUCUCUCACUAUAAUCUUCCUAAAACUGCAAAGGAUGAAUGGGUUGUCUGUAGGGUUUUUCUUAAGAACAGUAGUACUGGUGGGAUAUUAAAGAAAGUUAGUCCAUAUUCAGGAAUGCUAAGAAUGAAUUCAUUUGGAUUUGUGGACGAUUAUUUGCUUGAUUCUCCUUCAUCAUUACCACCUCUUAUGGACAAUUCCUCUCCUAAUUAUAACUCAUCAAGUAGACCUAGUACUUCCAGUUACACGAAUGAAGAUGAAUUCAAGACAACAAUAUCUGGUCAACUUCCUAAUUACAUCUCAUCAAGAACCAUGGAUCAUCAACAACAGCAAGAUAACAAGAACCUUCUUGUACCGAACUAUAACUACAACAUGAUGAACCAACAAGUGAUGAUGAUGAAUCAGUUUCCAUCUUCAAAUGCUACACCAAACUCAUCCAUGUUUUACCCCCAAAUUCCUCAAAACAUGAGUUGCUUGCAAAAGGAACAGAGAAGUGUUGCUGCUAACACGAAUGCAAUUCCAAGCUUUCCGGACUCAAGUAACUUCAUGCCCCAGCAAGCAAGAUUGAGAGCUUUAGCUGAUCAAACCAAUCAAAAGUUUGACCAAAUGAAAAGGCUGAAUGAUUAUGAGUGUAAAGUAGAACAACAAUUUACAUCAAACAAUCAUUCCAUGGUCAGUCAUUGCUCUCAAGAUACUGGAUUGAGUAAUGACGUGAAUGUAGAAAUUUCUUCGGUGCAGCACGAUAUGGCAGCAGAAAACAACGGUUAUGGGGAAGAUCCUUCUCAUCAACAAAGGCAUACUUCAGAUGAUCUCAAUUUGGAUUACUUAAUAUGGAACUACCAAUGAUCGGCUAACAACGCUAUAUUAUAGAUAUAUCAUCCUCAUCCUCAUAUAUCAUCAAUAUCACCAACAACAACACCAUCAUCACCAUCACCACCACUAGCACUAUCAGAACCAGUAUUAUAAUUAGGAGCCCUCGGUCAAUCUGGCUUCCACGUUAACUGAAGGGUAAAAUAGUUUUCUUCGUUCAUUCAUCCCGUUGCACGGAAAGAGAAGACCUUAUAGUGGGCUUCAGAUUUAUUGAUAUUUCUGUGCUGAUCCGUUUCUUAUACAUUACAGACUAUAUAUACAGAUUAAUUACAUGCAGUUUAAAGUAGGGAUUAUUUGUUCUCUGUAAGGAAAAAUCUUUAAUCAUUAAUAUAAAUUACCACUAAUUCUUUUGUUGAGUUCAA
Messenger RNA from Papaver somniferum (opium poppy), 1942 nucleotides. RefSeq names its product NAC domain-containing protein 92-like. NCBI's taxonomy places the organism in Eukaryota, Viridiplantae, Streptophyta, Magnoliopsida, Ranunculales, Papaveraceae. The transcript is spliced from 3 exons. Bases 273 to 1556 code for a protein of 427 amino acids. Gene Ontology annotation, molecular function: DNA binding. Gene Ontology annotation, biological process: regulation of DNA-templated transcription. The record is from RefSeq and is a predicted model, not a curated record.